Cynara cardunculus var. scolymus (artichoke) is the source of this 1600-nucleotide messenger RNA. Its product is annotated as soyasapogenol B glucuronide galactosyltransferase-like. Bases 149 to 1600 code for a protein of 483 amino acids. Gene Ontology annotation, molecular function: UDP-glycosyltransferase activity. The record is from RefSeq and is a predicted model, not a curated record. NCBI's taxonomy places the organism in Eukaryota, Viridiplantae, Streptophyta, Magnoliopsida, Asterales, Asteraceae. The transcript has a single exon.
UUGAUUAUCCUUUUUAUGUUUCUGGAUCUACUUUCCUUAUAAAAGGACAUGUUAUGCCGUCUACUUUCCUCGUACAAUACCAAACAAGAAUCUGAGGGAAUUGGGAAGGAUCAAAGGUCAUCGGAGAUAAAACAUACAUACAUUCGCCAUGGAUACCGGCCACAACAACCUUCAUGUCGUCUUCCUCCCUUUUUUAGCUCCUGGCCACAUGAUCCCUCUAGUCCAAAUCGCCAGGCUCUUUGCCUCCCGUGGAGUUCGCUCCACCAUCAUCGCCACCGUCCACAAUGCCCUCACAUUUCGACCCUCUAUUGACCUUGACAUCGCCGCCGGUUACCCUGUCCAUGUCCGCACCAUAAACUUUCCGGCAUCAGAGGUCGGACUGCCCAUCGGAGUAGAAAAUUUAGGCACUGCCACUAGUACAGAAGAACUAAGCGCAGUCUUCCGUGGGACGAUGCUACUCCAGACACCAAUGGAACAGCUGAUUCGUGAACUUGCUCCUGAUUGCAUCUUCUCCGACAUGUUCUUCCCGUGGAYAGUUGACCUCGCCGAYGAACUCAAAAUYCCGAGACUGAAUUUUUACCCAUCUAAUUUCCUUUAUCAAUCCGUUCUCCAUAGCUUGAAAGUUCAUGCUCCUCAUGAUAAGGUGAAAUCAGAGUCCGAGAGUUUCGUGGUUCCUGAUUUACCAGAUAAAAUCACGAUGAAGAGGUGCCAGGUCCCGGAGCAUCUCAAAGUCAAGACCAGAUGGGGUGAGACAAUGGAAGAGAUUGAACGAUCAGUGAAGCGAAGUUACGGAUUGGUUCACAACACAUUUUACGAGAUUGAACCAGCAUAUGUGGCUCACAACAAUACGUUUAAAGGUACCAAAAUCUGGCCUAUUGGUCCUCUUUUUCAAUUUUUCAAGGACGAUUACCACAGCGGCGGUGUAUCGGAAAAGCACACUUCUCUGAGUUGGCUUGACAAUCAAAAACCCAAAUCAGUGAUAUACGUUUGUUUCGGUAGCAUGGUGAGAUUCCCAGAUGAUCAGAUCACCGAAAUUGCAUUGGCGUUGGAAGAAUCUAAACAACCGUUUGUUUGGGUGGUGAGRAAGAAGGGAGGAGAGGAAGGAAUCGGUGGGAUGCCGGAAGGUUUUCAGGCGAGGAUCGAGAAGGAAAACAAGGGUUUAAUCUUGACCGGAUGGGCACCRCAGGUGGAAAUCCUACAACAUCCGGCCAUAGGAGGGUUCUUGACUCACUGCGGUUGGAAUUCCGUGCUUGAAGCAAUAGUCGCCGGUGUACCGUUGAUCACCUGGCCAUUGUACUCCGAUCAGUUUUUCAACGAGAAGCUGGUGGAGCUUUUAGGGAUUGGAGUGGGUGUGGGAGCAGAAGUUUGGAACUCGAGUGUAAUGAUCAGUAGCCCAAUCGUGGGAAAAGGGAGUAUAAUAGAGGCUAUUGGGAUACUAACAGGUGGAUCGGCCAUGGCUGAAAGCAUCAAAAGCAGGUCAGAAGUGAUAUCCAUAAUAGCCAAACAAGUUGUUAAACCAGGUGGUUCUUCUUUUAAUGGUUUAACGACUAUCAUAGAAGAACUUAAACGUAUUAAAUUGGCUUCAAAUUGGUUACCGUAA